CCUCUGACGCAGAGGCUGACGGGAGUUACAAUUCGCCGUUUUGCAAACUACGACUCCCAAGAUUCUCCGCGCGUGGAAGACCGGCACGAGAGAUGGGCGAUGAAGAGGAUACGGGCAAGCCGCGGGUGCUGCAGAUGGUACGAGCUGAAGGGGCAGAUAAAAGCUGUGUCACGUUUGUGCUCCACAACGAGGACCACACCCUGGGCAACUCCCUCCGGUACAUGAUCAUGAAAGACCCUGAAGUGGAGUUCUGUGGCUACAGCAUCACCCAUCCUUCCGAAAGCAAAAUCAACUUCCGGAUCCAGACCAAAGGAGGCCUCUCUGCUCUUGAGGUGUUCCAGAAGGGCCUGGAGGAACUCACAGAUGUUUGCCAGCAUGUGCUCAGCAAAUUCGAGGCAAGCAUGGAGGCGUACAAGGCACAGAAGGACGUAAACAUGGAGUAGCCCCUGUCGGGGGGGGCAGCAUGGCAUGCACCAUUGUACAUAGUGACUGUUGUUGGGUUGUGAUUCGGGGGCAAGGCUUUAUUUUUUUAUGGACUUGGGGUGGGCUUUCCUAAUAAAUACUAAAUUACCUAAUCCGCAUUCUUUGUUCAUUCUCAGCACAUGUUAAAAACAGCUCGUCUGAAGAAUACUGUAUGUUAAAAUCGUAUGUUCUGUGACAAAGAAUCAGAACUUAAGUAACUGCAAUAUGUUAGUAAAACUCAUUGACACUGUUGUGGGUUGAAAACAAAUGAUUAUUGGCAAUCACCAGUAAAUGCUGACCAUCCUUGUGCCAACGAUUGUUGACAUUAAACACUGAUUAUCAUUUUUGUGGUGAGUGAAUAUCAAAAAGUGGACACUCCAUUAACAAAGUCACACAAAACACAUGAUUUAUUUGAUCGUGUAAGCUGUAUAUGGAGGCAGUAGAUGCAGUUUUAAUUUUAGGGCGCAUCUUUAUAGCAUCAGUUUGACCAGUAAGGAAUUCUGACAUCUAAGGAUGGUCAAAAGUUGUUUGCAGCUAUGCUGAUCCAGAAUAAUAAUUAAAAAAUCACAACCCGCGUAACAGUUUUUAUUAGGACUAGCCAAUGUGACAGAAAACAGGGUGCAAGUUUGAGUCCAUCUGAACUUAUGCCAGGCCGAAUGAGGGUGCCUCAUCGUUGAGAUGCAAUAACUUCAGAUGCGUCAAGGUUUUAUCAGAUCUCUCUGCCUAUCCAAAUGGCCGCAUUGAACAAAAAGAAAAUAUAGUGAUGGGGCACACCAUUUAGCUUCCUGGGAAUAUCAGCUGCGCCCGCCAUUCCCCCCCAGCGGCAUCUGGUGAAAUAUUGCAAGCUAGGAAGUGAGGGUAGAGCAGGUCAGGGGCAGGCAGAUGAGUCCCCAAAAUGGCUUUUUGUCCCCCCUGUCCUAUUUGCAGUUUUACCAAAUAAGCAAAUAUUUGUAAUGCUUAACUAAGACAAACCCCAGAGUUGAGAACCAGCAUCGUCUCAUGGUUAGAGUGUCCAACUAGGAUCUGGGAGGGUUAGCAGUCAGACCCCUCCUCUCGCCGGGGAGGGGGGCAGUCUAUAGACAGAAAAACCCAUAUCGAUAUCCGCUCACAUAUCAUGAGCUGCAAUGCACUGCCUGGCCUAAAGCAUCAGACAAUAGAUGCCAGCAAGAGACAAGUCUGGACCAUAAAAAACAUUGCAAAAGGACACAAGAUGGAUGUCAGCCAGGGCAAUUCUGGACAUAUAGAUCAGAAGUGUGCAGGAAAGAGCGGUGGACCUGCUAAUGACCCCUUCCCACCCUAAAGAGAUGCAUUGUUCAGGACAAUGGGUCUCCCAAAAUAGGUUGCCUCACCUUGGGUUAACCUUGUCACAUGCCCAGCCUCAGUUCCCCUUACCCAUUUACCCUAAUUUAGCAACACUUAACACUAUUCAUAAAACCUGGCAGCUUCUCCCGUCCAGUACUUAGUAGAUCAUGAAGAAACAUUAACAAGGGGGAUCCAAUAGAUAUUGUUUACCUUGACUUCCAGUAAACUUUUGAUAAAGUUCCUCA
This is a messenger RNA of Gekko japonicus, 2009 nucleotides long. Its product is annotated as DNA-directed RNA polymerases I and III subunit RPAC2-like. Gene Ontology annotation, biological process: DNA-templated transcription. Lineage: Eukaryota; Metazoa; Chordata; Lepidosauria; Squamata; Gekkonidae. The transcript has 5 exons. Gene Ontology annotation, molecular function: protein dimerization activity; DNA-directed RNA polymerase activity; DNA binding. The record is from RefSeq and is a predicted model, not a curated record. The coding region runs from base 93 to 443 and encodes 116 amino acids. Gene Ontology annotation, cellular component: RNA polymerase I complex; RNA polymerase III complex.